AUGUUGGGACACCUUCGGCAGCGGAACCACGGGGAACCAUCGUGGAACAUAGGCGCAUUUCUGUGUCAGUGCGCAGACGCCGAUCCAACGAUGUGGAGAGGAAGUCAUCUCCCGGUGAGCGCCGUCGCACCAGUCCUGCCAAGGGGUCAGCCAGGUUCUCAGCAGUGGAACCAUCAAAGCAAAAGCCUUGCUCUGGAGGUCGAGAGUUGUCCCCGCCACAAGAGGAGAGCAGGUUGGAAGACGAGAGCAGUACUGGAGCUCCAGACUCUCAGAAGAAGGAGGGCCCUCCCUCUGUGGAUCGAGCAGAUCGAGCAGAUCCAGCUCCAAAAGAUCGAGAUCGAGUGGAGAAGGACUUGGUCACAGCGUCUCCUUCCUCCUUGCGAAGAGAGAUCGAUGUAUUGCGAUUGCAGGUGCAAGCACUGA
This is a messenger RNA of Cladocopium goreaui, 423 nucleotides long. Lineage: Eukaryota; Dinophyceae; Suessiales; Symbiodiniaceae. The record is from the annotation of a GenBank genome assembly.